Puccinia triticina is the source of this 975-nucleotide messenger RNA. RefSeq lists its product as uncharacterized. The transcript is spliced from 9 exons. Lineage: Eukaryota; Fungi; Basidiomycota; Pucciniomycetes; Pucciniales; Pucciniaceae. The coding region runs from base 1 to 975 and encodes 324 amino acids. The record is from RefSeq and is a predicted model, not a curated record.
AUGUCUCAAACCAUCUAUUCCGCCACGAGAGCAUCACUACUGUUGCUUGUUGUCUUGUCCGCCCUGGUGGCGCCAAACUUCAGCAAAAUCAUUCUAGAUUACCGAAUCCCAUUGACUGCAAAGGUCGCCGAUCUGACCGUGAAGACCACCGCGCUGGGCAAACUAACUAAAGACACCAUCCAGGGCACUAAUAGUUUAGCCGAGGCUUACGAAUUUUUGAAACCAGCCACCGGUAAAUUUCAGCAGAUGGUGUUAAAAAUUAACGACAAAUCGAUUUUUCAAGAUCAAAAAGGAUUUCGCCGCAAUGAUAUCGUACCCGUUUAUGAUCCAGUUUCUAUCGAAAAAGACAUAAAAACAUAUCAUCAUAGUUUCAUUGUCAAAAAAGAUGGAAAAUUGGAUCUAAGGCACGGCUACCUGCUUGCAAGUGUUGAGUUUGCUAAGGCGGACGGUGAAUUUGAAUCUUCUGAAAAGUUGCUCUGUACACCAUUUAAAAGUGACAACACCGCCGGAACAAAAAGUCCAGAUGCAGAUUUCUUUAGAGUGAGAGACAUCAAUUUCAAAACGCUGUUUGAUGUUAAAAUGAUCCCGGAUACUAUAUUCAAUUUUGCUAUAGAGGUAGAUUGGAAGCAAAAUAAAUUGAGUGUUUACCAUUCGACCGGCAAUGAUAAGCUCAAGCAAGUCGUAAAACCGACGGCCUUUGUAGCAACAAAUGAAAAGGCAAAAAAUGCGGCCGGAACAGGCGAAUGGCAUAUACAAAUGAUCAAGGAGCCGCUCCCUAAUAAAGCGGACCCAGAGAAGGAGCGUAGCGACGUCCCUCACAAGGGUAUACAAGAAAGUAACAUCGAUGAGUCAAUUAUCCAUUUUCGUAACUUCAUUGAAGACAAAACAACAACAGACCCUGAUGGGCCCGAUGCAAUUGCAACGGGAGGUACGGCAGCUAUUGAUGCAGCGAGGCAAAAAACCAGAAAACCAUAG